Molecule: messenger RNA, 2111 nt
Organism: Naegleria gruberi
Lineage: Eukaryota; Heterolobosea; Eutetramitea; Acrasida; Naegleriidae
Exons: 2
Coding region: 33-1838 (601 amino acids)
Source: RefSeq, a predicted model, not a curated record
AAAUAUAAUAUUAAAAAUAUAAUAUUACAAUAAUGGUAUUAGAUACAUCAAAUCCACCAGUUAUUAUAAACGGAGCUCAUACUUUGGUUGGAUGUUUGACAGCAUUGGCAAUUGCUAGACAAUUUAAUCAGAGAGUAGUUUUGGUUUCGACUCAUUCCGAAGCCUUGCUUGUCAAUGAAGCAAUUUUAAUUAAUUCAAAGAGUGCUGAGAAAUUAUGUACUCUAUUGGAAACCCCACUUUUGCAAAAGGUGGUUCAAUGUAGGAAUAUAGAGGGAUAUGCAGUGCAUGAUCUGGAGAGAGGUGAUUGUCUGAUUGAGUUUGAUAGUCACAGCUUGUACAAGGCAGUGAUGGAUAAAUUGACUACUAAAUAUUUGGACAUGGUAAAGAUUGUGUUUGGUAUUGGAGAACCAUCUGUGCAUUUCCAAGUCAUUCCACAAGUUUCAACUCUGAAAGUGCCCAUUCUGAAGUUUGUGAAUAAGGAGGGCAUGACAGAGGAAAUCAUUUCCAAGUUUUUAUUCGAUUGUGAGAGAAAGAGUUUUGUGGUAGCAUCCAUGUUGCACCAUUCGAGCUCUGGUUUAAAUCUCAAACAAUCUUCAUCGAGUUACAUGUAUCAACAAUUGGAUAUUCCUGAAAAUUUGUAUCCGUUCAAGGAGAGCAAAUAUCAAGUUAGAAUUCAAGAAAAUACUACCAUGAUGAUCGUUCCAAAAUUCCUAUCCAAUCAAUUCUCCACAACAUUCUUCUUCAAGAUUGAUCCACAACUCCAAUACGAUCAACAGAUGGUUGCAUUGAAAAUGUUGGAAUUUUUAAAGAGUGAAUUUCCAUUCACCUUUUCAUUGGUAACACUUGAGAAUAUCUAUUCGUGGUUUUCCAGCCAUUUGGAAACAAUACAGGAUUAUCAAGUUACUGCCUCCACUACUGAAUGUAUUGGAUUUCUCAAUCAAUCAAGGAUACCACAUUUUGGAGAUUAUCAAUUUAUGGAGGUUUUCAAAUUUAUCAAAAAUCUCGAAAGUUUGGGCAUUCCAACAACCAAAAAGAUUCCUGCUGAGGAUAUCAAAAAGUCUAUGACUAUUCUUGAGAUUGACCAAUUCAAUAGUGUGAAGGCCAUUGAGAGAACAUUACAUGAUUAUCAAGUAAUGAAAAAUACAAUGUGGAGAUUUACAGGACCUGUGUGGAACUUUUUGAAAAUUCCUGUCAUUACUGCCAAACAACACUUGAUUGAUGUAUUUGGAAGAGAAACAUCAAGAAUGACCACAGCUCAAAAAUGGAGGUACAGAUUCAUCUAUGGCCUAUCGGCAAUUUUGCUCUAUAAGGGUGCAAGUAAUUGGUAUCAUGAUAGAAAAGUGGCCAAUGAUAUCAUUCGCAAGAUUGGAACUGAGAAUGAAUUGUGUAAGAAAUUGAUCAGAAGAUGUGUUUCAGGAGAUUGUGGCUCCAAAACUGUCAGUCUUAUGUUACAGCAUGAUGAAGGAUUGAACUUUUUAGAAAUUAACACACUGGUUAAUCUCUUAAAAGAUUCCAGUAGUAGAGUGGAAUUUUUGACACAGUUGGUCUUAUCAGGAAAUAUCAAACAAUUAAGUGGCACACAGUUAUCUUCUCUUUUGAAAUCGGCUAACCAAUUCAUGGAAGAUGACAAAUAUGAAUUAUUACUCAAAUUGUAUCCAUAUGCACAGGUUUCACAACAUGAAAUUCCGUUAAUAGUUUCCAAUUUUGAUUUUUUAAAGUAUCAAGACAAAGCUAGGGAACUGUUACAACCUGGUUCAAGUAAUCAAUCACAAUCAUCGGGGGGUGGUGUACUUGCUCUUGCUGUUUUAAGUGUAUUCUUCAUGUUGGGAUUGUUGUAAAAUAAAAGAUAUAUAUUUUCCAAAUAAUUUUAUUGUUUUAAUAAAAAGAAGAAGGAAUGAUGUAAAAAGUAUUGCAAUAUUAACUAGCUAAUGGGUAUUUCUGGUAUACCUCGAUCAGCAACGAUAUAUUGACGACCUAUAUUCAAAUUAAUGGUGCGCUGCAGCCUAAAACAAUGGAGCAGAGACGGGGACUUGAAAUUGUUGAGUAACAUCCAUCGUAGAAUAAUUCCGUUCACGAUCAAAUUAUUUGCAAAAUUCUUACGAUUAUGGUGC